Messenger RNA from Limulus polyphemus (Atlantic horseshoe crab), 1154 nucleotides. RefSeq names its product transmembrane emp24 domain-containing protein eca-like. The coding region runs from base 98 to 769 and encodes 223 amino acids. The record is from RefSeq and is a predicted model, not a curated record. Gene Ontology annotation, cellular component: endoplasmic reticulum; COPII-coated ER to Golgi transport vesicle; endoplasmic reticulum-Golgi intermediate compartment. Gene Ontology annotation, biological process: endoplasmic reticulum to Golgi vesicle-mediated transport; Golgi organization; intracellular protein transport. NCBI's taxonomy places the organism in Eukaryota, Metazoa, Arthropoda, Merostomata, Xiphosura, Limulidae. The transcript is spliced from 4 exons.
ACUAGAUGUCUCUGUUAUAAUGAACGUGGCAUAACUAACUAUACUGUACAUACUUUACACUUUACUUAAGUUUAAACAUCAUACAAGGAUUUUUAAGAUGUUUUCGGCAUCGUGGCUUAAUUUCAGCUUGAAAUGUAGCUUAAUUUUGUUCAUUACGCUUGUAUCAACUUCAAAUGGUCUUUACUUUCAUAUCGCUGAAACAGAAAGAAAAUGUUUUAUUGAGGAAAUUCCUGAUGAUACUCUUGUUGUUGGAAAUUAUAAGUGCCAGCUUUUUGAUCCCAAAACUGGGGGGUUCAUGCCUUCAAGUCCAGGAAUAGGUAUGUAUGUUGAAGUCAGAGAUCCAAGUGACAAGGUGAUUUUGUCUCGUGUAUACAGUAGCGAGGGCCGAUUUACUUUCACGUCUAGUUCUCCAGGUGAACAUGUAAUUUGUCUCUACUCCAACUCCACCAAAUGGUUCAGCGGAUCACAGCUGAGAGUCCAUCUUGACAUUCAAGUUGGUGAACAUGCUGUGGAUUAUGGAAAUGUUGCACAAAAAGAAAAAUUAACUGAGUUGCAGUUAAGAGUUCGGCAGUUACUUGAUCAGGUUGAACAGAUUAAUAAAGAACAGAACUAUCAAAGGUAUCGAGAAGAAAGGUUUCGCCAAACUAGUGAGAGCACAAACCAGCGAGUUUUGUGGUGGGCUAUUGCUCAGACAUUUGUUCUUCUUGUUAUGGGUUUCUGGCAGAUGAGACACUUGAAGAGUUUCUUUGAGGCUAAAAAGCUAGUGUAAACACUGAAGUUUAGUUCUCUUGAUUGUUGUUAUAUUUCUCAUUCAAAAACAGUCACAUUUUUCUUUGAAAUGUGUAAUCCAUACUCUGUGCAGAAACAAUUUUACCUAAACUAGAUAAAACCACAUUUGGAAAAUCAGCUAAUAACAUUUGCUUGGUGUGUGUUUUAGUAUUGUUCAUUUGAAAACUAUUUUAUAUAAACUUGCUCUUGAUUAAGUCACAGAUUAAAUCAGCAAGGAAGUGUUGAUAUGGAACAAAACUUACUGUUUUUUUCAAGAGGAAUGAGAAUAAAGCUGAAAUAAAACCACCAGAAUUGUUUUCACUGUAUGUUAAUGGUGUCACUGUUAAAAAAAACAAUAGUAAUAAAUUUAAGAACUUUUCAUUUUA